This is a messenger RNA of Acaulospora colombiana, 321 nucleotides long. The record is from the annotation of a GenBank genome assembly. NCBI's taxonomy places the organism in Eukaryota, Fungi, Glomeromycota, Glomeromycetes, Diversisporales, Acaulosporaceae.
AUGAUCGAGCCUUUGGGUUCAUUGGGCAUUCAACCGAACCUCCACCCGGCCUCUGUGCUAUCUGGAUGGCAAGAUAUUAGUAGCUUUAUCAUCUAUCUUUGCCUCCGAAUCUCCAAAGAGCGGCCACCUACCUUUGGAAUAACCAUCGAACCGGUUCACCCUAUUCAGAGGACCAGCCUCAUCACGCUAUACUACAGCGACAAUGUAGCACCCCGUUGCUCUAAUACUUUGCCCCAGGAGUGCGCGAAUAUUGUUCAAAGAAUUCAAGUGGAGGAACACUUGGGUCAGCUCACGGCUGACGAGCGUCAAGCCCAUCACUGA